AUGGCAGCAGCACCAGGAGUACCAUCGAGAGUAACAUCAAACCGUUUUGCGCCUUUAUCAUCGCCAAAGUCAUCAACAACAAGCAGCCGAGGCAACUCACGGACGCGUUCUGACGCGUCUCCGCGACCGCGAAGCGCGUCACCAACAACAUCUCAAUCUACAGAAUACUACGGCAUCGUGGAACGCCUCGAAACUUAUCCCUCAACAUGGGCACACACAAAGCUACCUCCACAGCAGCUCGCAACUUGUGGCUUUUCGUAUAAGGAAAGUAGGCAUGACACCUGCAUCUGCCACGUUUGCGGCGAGGCCUUGAGAGUACGAAGGGCGGUGACCACCGAAGAAUGGACUAAUGAAGAGGUCCUCUCCAUUCACGCAGAGGACUGUGUCCUCGCAGAUAUAAUAUACGACCUGAUCUACAACGCCAGUUACAUUUACACAGUACCCAGUCCCUCCCGCCCGCAGAUGCCAGAGGUAAUGCCACCUACAUCGUCAUGUACGAGCCCGCCCGGAGAACUACCGUCAACAAAACCUACUGCUGCCACUCCCAUUCUUUCCACCUGCACUGAAAAUCCCGCCCAAAAGCCGACCUCCUCGCCUCCCUCCCCCUCUCCUAGCCGCCUCUCCUACGCAAACCAUCGUAUCGCGCCAAUGCCCGAUAUCACCAUCUACGCCAUCAAAGCCUCGUCAACCUUACGCCGCGACAUCACCGACGCCGACAACGAAAGCUACAACGACCUCCUCCCAACAGACCCUUUGACUGGGGAAGUCACCGACAGGGCCAUACUUGAGUACCUUCACGAUGAGGUCAGAAAUGGCGAACUUGUGCGUGUAAUUGACUUUACGAAGGUCGAUCCCUCUAUUUCAACAUAUCCGCCGCCUGAAUGGGACAAGAGAUUGUACGAAACCUUCAAGUGGAAAGAAUACGUCUGGACCAAGCAACUCAUAGGCGACGACUUGCCAAAAGAAUAUACUUUGAGAGACUGGGAACGCUUGGUGCAGAAACAGGUGAAAAAUCAGCCUCCAUACGACGUGCGUGAAUAUGUUUGUCAUGACUUACAGGAAGGUAUCCGAAGGGAUAUUGGGCUUCGAGUUCCACCAGACACCAUCCGUACAACACUCUUCAGGAAAUUCGGACGUCCAAUAGUGGGAACAUUGAUCAAAUCGUCGAACGCAUCAGCACCAGAAGAGUAUUCGCUCGGGACGACCGACAUCCCUGUCCCGGAAUUCACCACCACACCUGAUCCGCUUUUCAAACCGUUUGCAAACACAAGACCAUCUCUGUUCGAUGACCCUAGGUUCAAACUCACGCCCACUAGCAUUUUUUCUCCAGACUAUCCUCACCCUGAGCAUUUCAAGGAUGCAUGGCAAACUGGGCUUCAGCGUGCAAACAUCAAAUCGCCUGGCGACUUGGUUGUCGCCGUCGGUACGAUGUAUGCAGGUGCAGCGCUGAGUGCUAUGACAAGUGGCGCCGUAUCACUUGCGCCUGGAGCCGGAGGAGGGAUUACGUUGGCAAUAAACCUGUGCAAUCCAGUUGGACAGGCUGGACUAGCUGGGAUUGCGGUCGUAGCUGGAUGCUCGGCAUUAUAUCAGCGGCGUCAAAAUCGACUGCGGCGAGAAGCCGCCUUGCACGUCCAGCGGAUGAUAGAUAACAUGGAACCGGCGCGUCUUCCGCAAUGCAAAGGUCAGAUUUGGAUUUUCGUGGCCGAUGAACACGGCACGAUCACCAUCUUUCAGGGCUACUCGGCGCCUCCCAUUUCCGUGGCUGGUGAACAUGGCACAACCACUAUUCCCCUGGAGCAUGUUUUCCAACCGCACCAGACUCCUUGA
Exophiala aquamarina CBS 119918 is the source of this 1827-nucleotide messenger RNA. RefSeq lists its product as uncharacterized. The transcript has 5 exons. Lineage: Eukaryota; Fungi; Ascomycota; Eurotiomycetes; Chaetothyriales; Herpotrichiellaceae. The coding region runs from base 1 to 1827 and encodes 608 amino acids. The record is from RefSeq and is a predicted model, not a curated record.